UUAAAGCCUCCAUUUCAUUUCCUGGUUAUCUCUCACCUCAACUAUUACAACUCCCUCCUCAUUGGAUUACCUUUACAUAGGCCACUCCCCCAUCAGUCCAUCCAACACUGGCCUCCAUUCAGUGUCCCUUCCCCCACCCCUCUCAGCCAAUCCUUCCACUGGCCACCAUUGAGUGUCCUCUACCCCUCUCUGCCAAUCCCUCCACUGGCCUCCAUUCAGUGUCCGCCACCCCCCUCUGCCAAUCCCUCCACUGGCCUCCAUUCAGUGUCCUCCAUCCCUCUCUGCCAAUCCCUCCACUGGCCUCCAUUCAGUGUCAUCCACCCCUCUCAGCCAAUCCUUCCACUGGCCACCAUUCAGUGUCCUCUACCCCUCUCUGCCAAUCCCUCCACUGGCCUCCAUUCAGUGUCCGCCACCCCCCUCUGCCAAUCCCUCCACUGGCCUCCAUUCAGUGUCCUCCAUCCCUCUCUGCCAAUCCCUCCACUGGCCUCCAUUCAGUGUCAUCCACCCCUCUCAGCCAAUCUCUCCACUGGCCUCCACUCAGCGUCCUCCACCCCUCUCUGUCAAUCCCUCCACUGGCCUCCACUCAGUGUCCUCCACCCCCCUCUGCCAAUCCCUCCACUCAGUGUCCUCCACCCCUCUCUGCCAAUCCCUCCACUGGCCUCCAUUCAGUGUCCUCCACCCCUCUCUGCCAAUCCCUCCACUGGCCUCCACUCAGUAUCCUCCACCCCUCUCUGCCAAUCCCUCCACUGGCCUCCAUUCAGUGUCCUCCACCUCUCUCUGCCAAUCCCUCCACUGGCCUCCACUCAGUGC
This is a messenger RNA of Staurois parvus, 810 nucleotides long. The record is from the annotation of a GenBank genome assembly. Lineage: Eukaryota; Metazoa; Chordata; Amphibia; Anura; Ranidae.